Messenger RNA from Echinops telfairi (small Madagascar hedgehog), 4023 nucleotides. Its product is annotated as serine/threonine-protein kinase TNNI3K. Gene Ontology annotation, molecular function: protein binding; ATP binding; protein kinase activity. The record is from RefSeq and is a predicted model, not a curated record. Gene Ontology annotation, biological process: protein phosphorylation. NCBI's taxonomy places the organism in Eukaryota, Metazoa, Chordata, Mammalia, Afrosoricida, Tenrecidae.
AUGGCGGCCGCCAGGGUCCCGGCAGACGCAGCUCUGCGCGAAGCAACUCUGCGGAAGUUGGAGGUGUUUUCCGCGCUGAGAGGCAAGCCUGUGGCACCUGGAGAAUUCUGGGACGUUGUUGCAAUAACAGCCGCUGAUGAACAACAGAAAUUUGCUUAUGAGCAGCAGCUAUCAGGAAAGCUGAAAAGGAGAGAGUUACCCCUUGGAGUUCAAUAUCAUGUUUUUGUUGAUCCCACUGGAGCCAAAAUCGGAAAUGGAGGCUCAACACUUUGUGCUCUUCAGUGUUUGGAAAAGCUAUAUGGCGAUAAAUGGGAUUCCUUUACCAUCUUGUUAAUUCACUCUGGUGGCUACAGCCAACGCCUUCCUAAUGCAAGUGCUCUGGGAAAGAUUUUCACCGCUUUACCUCUUGGUAACCCCAUUUAUCAUAUGUUAGAAUUAAAACUAGCCAUGUACAUCGAUUUUCCCUCACAUAUGAACCCAGGAAUUCUGGUUACCUGUGCAGAUGACAUUGAACUUUAUAGUCUUGGAGAAUCUGAGUUUAUAAGAUUUGACAAGCCUGGAUUUACUGCCUUAGCUCAUCCGUCUAGUUUGAUGGUAGGUACAACCCAUGGAGUAUUUGUCUUAGAACCUUGUAAUCAUUCAGAACAUAGAGACCUUGAGUACAGGUGUUGCUAUCGUUUCCUUCAUAAGCCCAGUAUAGAAAAGAUGCACCAAUGUAAUGCUGUGUUUAGAGCCAGACGAUUUCCCAAGCAGGACUUUGCUGAAGAUAACACUCCUUUUAAAUUAGACACUGAAUAUGUCUACACAGACAGCUUAUUUUAUAUGGAUCAUAAAUCUAUGAAAAAGUUACUUUUAUUUUAUGAAAAAAUAGGUACAUUAAACUGUGAAAUAGAUGCAUAUGGAGACUUUCUGCAGGCUUUGGGACCUGGAGCAACCAUGGAGUACACCAGAAACACAUCAAAUGCCACUAAAGAAGAGCCAGACUUGAUAGAGAUGAGGCAGAGCAUAUUUCAUCUUCUUAAGGGAACAUCAUUGAAUGUUGUUGUUCUUAAUAACUCCAAAUUUUAUCACAUUGGAACAACUGAAGAGUACUUGUUUCAUUUGACAUCAGAUAGCAAUUUGAAGUCAGAGCUGGGCUUACAGUUCAUAGCCUCUAGCAUCUUUCCAGCAGUAUCAGAGUUCUUUGGAAAAAAACCCUGUAUCAUUCAAAGUAUACUGGAGUCGGGAUGUUCAGUGGCACCUGGCUCAGUUGUGGAGUAUUCCAGAUUGGAACCUGAUGUUUCAGUUGGAGAAAACUGCAUUAUUAGUGGUUCUUACAUCACCACAAAAACUGCCGUGCCUGCAUAUUCUUUUAUGUGCUCUUUAAGUUUAAAGAUAAAUAGACAGUUGAGUUAUUCAACUAUGGUAUUUGGAGUGCGAGACAACUUGAAGAAGACUGUCAAAACACUGUCAGAUACGCAGGUCCUUCAUUUCUUUGGAGUCUCUUUCCUGUCCUGCUUAGAUCUUUGGAAUCUUAGCGCUACCAAGGAACUGUUCUCUGGAAACGGGAUGUGUUUGGGUCUAUGGACUGCUCGCAUUUUCCCAGUCUGUUGUUCUUUGAGCGAUUCAGUCACAACAUCCUUAAAGAUGUUAAGUGCUAUAAAAAACAAGUCUUUAUUCAACCUGAGGAGUUAUGAGCUGUUGUCUGUUGAAGAAAUGCUUGGCUGUAAAGAUGUAGAAGACAUGAUAGCUUAUAGAGAACAAAUUUUUCUAGACAUUAAUUUAAAGGAAAAGUCUGAUUUCAGUUCUGAGGAAGCUUUCAGUAAAGUCAAUUUGAAUUACUGCGCAGAAAAUGGCCCGUCUCUACUUCAUUUAUGCUGCGUUUGUGGAGGUACUUGAAACCUGCUUCUUUUUAAACUGUCACAUAGUCGAACCCUUAUGUUAAAAGGACUCCGCCCAUCUCGGCUGACAAGAAAUGGCUUCACAGCUUUGUAUUUGGCAGUUUACAAGGCUGCUGAUGUGCUGCUGCAACAUGGAGCUAACGUCAAUGGUCAAGAUGCCGUUUUAACCCCACUGCACAUUGCAGCGUACUAUGGCCACAAACAGGAAAGUCAGACAGAUGGAUUCUUGAAGGUCCCACGCCUCCUUUUGAAGUUUGGUGCUGAUGUAAAUGUAAGUGGUGAAGUUGGAGAUCAGCCCCUCCACCUGGCAUCUGCUAAAGGCAUCUUUAACAUCACAAAACUCUUGAUGGAAGAAAGCAGCAAAGCAGAUGUGAGUGCUCAGGACAAUGAAGACCAUGUCCCACUUCAUUUCUGCUCUCGCUUUGGUCACCAUGACUUAGUGAAGUACCUGCUCCAAAGUGACUCCGAAGUACAGCCCCAUGCUGUUAACAUCUAUGGAGACACACCUUUGCACCUGGUAUGCUACAAUGGCAAAUGCAAAGUUGCCAAAGAAAUCAUCCAAACAGCAGGAAGAGAAAGUAUGACUAAGGAAAACAUCUUCAGUGAAACAGCUUUUCACAGUCAAGGUGGCCACGUAGACACCUACGAGCACAUUCGCUCCUUUCUAGGGAUACCUGACAGCCUUGAACAGUCUGCGUACAAAAGGUACGCUCAAGGAGAAGAACGGACUGAAGCAUCAGAAGAGAAUAGGAAUGACAGCAGUACAGCUACGCCCAAAAGAAUUGAUUGCCAUCCAGCCAUUUCAAGAGGUAGCAUAGGGUCAAGACGUCUACAUUCUGCUUGUUACCACGGUCACAUCCUGAUUCAGGUCUUACUGGAUAAUGGAGCUGAUAUGAAUCUGGUAGCUAGUGAUCCCAGCAGGUCUAGUGGUGAAAAAGAUGAGCAGACCUGUUAGAUGUGGGCUUACGAAAAAGGACAUGAUGCAAUUGUCACCCUCCUGAAACUUAAGAGACCGCAGGAUGAAUUGCCCUGUAAUGAGUAUUCUCAGCCAGGAGGAGAUGGCUCCUAUGUAUCUGUCCCAGCUUCCUUAGGAAAGAUUAAAAGUAUGACAAAAGAGAAAGCAGACGGUCUCUUUCUCAGGGCUGGGCUGCCCGCACAUGUCCAUCUUCAGCUCUCAGAAAUUGAGUUCCAUGAGAUUAUUGGCUCAGGUUCCUUUGGAAAAGUAUACAAAGGACAGUGCAGACAUAAAAUCGUGGCUAUAAAAUGUUGUCGCGCCAACACCUACUGCUCCAAGUCAGAUGUGGACACGUUUUGCCAGGAGGUGUCGAUUCUCUGCCGACUCAGUCAUCCCUGUGUAAUUCUUGUGGGUGCUUGCUUGAAUGACCCCAGUCAGUUUGCCAUUGUCACUCAGUACAUCUCAGGAGGUUCUCUCUUCUCCCUUCUACACGAGCAGAAGAGGUUUCUUUACUUUCAGUCUAAAUUAAUUAUUGCAGUCGAUGUUGCCAAAGGUAUGGAGUACCUUCACAACCUGACACAGCCAAUUAUACACCGGGACCUGAACAGCCACAAUGUUCUUCUCGACGACGGCCAUGCGGCGGUGGCAGACUUUGGAGAAUCGAGAUUUCUGCAGUCUCGGGAUGAAGACAACCUGACAAAACCACCUGGGAACUUCCGGUGGAUGGCUCCUGAGGUGUUCACUCAGGGCACUCGCUACACCAUCAAAGCUGACGUCUUCAGCUACGCUCUGUGUCUCUGGGAGCUUCUCACUGGCAAAAUGCCAUUUGCUCAUCUCAAGCCAGCUGCUGCCGCUGCAGACAUGGCUUAUCACCACAUUAGACCUCCCAUUGGCUACUCUAUCCCCAAGCCCAUCUCAUCGCUGCUGAUGCGAGGAAGGAAUGCAUGCCCUGCAGGAAGACCUGACGUUUCUGCAGUGGUGCUGAGGCUAGAGGAGUGUCUCCGCAGCACGGAGCUAAUGUCUCCAGUAUCCAGUAACAGCAGUGGGUCUCUCUCACGCGCUUCUUCCUCGGAUUGUCUGGUGAGCCGGGGAGGCCCUGGCAGGAGCCACGUAGCAGCUUUAACGAGUUGCUUUGAAUUGGAAUAUGCUCUUAAUGCGAGGUCCUAUGCUGCUUGGUCCCAAAGCUGA